Molecule: messenger RNA, 1960 nt
Organism: Actinia tenebrosa (Australian red waratah sea anemone)
Lineage: Eukaryota; Metazoa; Cnidaria; Anthozoa; Actiniaria; Actiniidae
Molecular function (GO): protein binding
Source: RefSeq, a predicted model, not a curated record
UUAACUAUUAUUAGCGCACAACAGCAAUAUGGCGACGAGGAAUAAGGUUGGCAACACAGUUAACGAAUUCCUCCAAGAUAUGUCUGAAUACGAAUUCACUUGUCCAAUUUGCUUUGAAGAAUUCAAGGAGCCCAAAUCACUUCCUAACUGCGCCCACAGCGUGUGUUUACAAUGUCUUGAAAGGAUGUCUUCCGAGCGGAGCUUGACUGUUCUCGAAUGCCCUGUCUGUCGCGUUGCGUCUCCUUUAUCCAUCAAUGGCGUCAAAGAUUGGCCUACAAAUACUCUUAUUGUUAGGCUUAUGGAAAGAUCUCCUGGUAGACUAGAUAAGAUGGCGAUUAGAAAUGCCAUCGAGAGUUGCAGGAAGGUGUGUGGGACUUCAGCCAAGACUGACGAGGAAAGAGUGAUCGUGACAGGAAGGGUGAAGAAAGAAAUCGAGGGAAAAGCACAGAAACUUGUUGAAUUUAUCCGCAAACAGGAACGCUAUUUGUUGGAUAAGAUUGACGAGGUUAUGGGAUCGCAUUUGUCAGAUAAAGAUAAAAUGAGAGAGCAAGCCUGGGAAUUGACCGACAAGGCUGAGAAAAUUAUAGAGCGAGGUGACGUUUACGAAAUUGUGGAUGCAAAAGAUUCCCUCGUUAAUCAGCUGGAAAAAUUCGCAAAAGAACUUGAACCAGGUCUUGAAGUUGGUAACUUUGAGGAAAUCUUACGAGCAAGAAUACAGGAAGAGAAGCAAGGAGCAGCAGAGAUUGGCAAAUCCAAGUCCCAAAACUCGCUUGAAAACAUUGUUUCCUACUUCGACCCUAAGUAUAAUCGUGUUAUUACAAGGACUAAAGACUUGCAGAGCUUUUUUCCUUUUGACCUUGAAACGUCAUGUCAAGGGAAUUUGGUCGUCUUGGACAGCAGAUUUCAAAAUAUAACCAUCUUCGAUGAAGAUGGUACAUACAAGAAUCAAUUUAAGGUUGACUAUGAAGAUUUGUGGGGGAUAACUGUGACUAAAAAAGAUGAAGUUGUUAUCAUAAGCAAUAACAAUGAUACUCAAGGACCUUGUGGACAUCUUGUCUAUUUUGAUUUGAACGGGAAUUUCAUUCAAAAGAAGACGAUUAAAGAAUUCAAAAAUAUUUUUCUAACAAGUAUUUCUGUUGACAGCAAUGAUAAUCUUGUCAUCACAGCUGGAACAUUCCAUGAUUUUGACAAGAACUACAGAGAUGGUGGAAUAGUUGUGUUGAAAGAUGACCUUCAAGUCAAGUUUUCAACUUUAGAACAGGAAAGGGUCAAUUUGAGGAAAGCGGUGCUAUUCCAAGGGAGCUUUUACUGCACGGAGGCAGUAAACCUAGGGUCAAGCAAACCAUCCAUUAAAGUUUUCAAUGAAAAUGGAAAACUUGAGCGAGAAUUUGGAAGCAAAGAACUCCAAGAGCCUCAUGGUUUAGCCAUUGAUUCCCAGACUCAAACGAUCCUUGUCUGCGACAGGCAACAAAAUGCUGUCGUUGUUUAUAAACUUGAUGGCACCUACAUCACAAAGUUUGGGACGAAAGAAGAUCCCCUAAGAAUCACCAUGACAACCAACAAGAAAGACAUUGUUAUAACGUGUUAUUUGGGCCUUUGUGUUCAAAUGAUUUCAUAUGAGUGGUUCUUAGAAGUCAUCAAAAAAACUUUGCAGUCGUCUGUCAAGUAUUCUUAAUACACUUAAACAAAAACACUUGGCACCAUAUUUGCUGUUUAGUAGUAUUAUCAAGUGAGAAAUGCAAAUUUAUAGGAGUGAGAAAGUCUUGAUUGUUCAUUUUUUAUUGGGGAGGGGAGGGGAGGGUGGUGGGAUUUGCUUGGUAAUUCAUGCAAAGAAUCUGACCCCCUCCCCGUUGUAGAAUUUUUAUAUGAUCCCUUUUCCCCAUUUUGUUUAUUUGAAAGUGCUGAGUAACUCGAAUUCUUUUGUACAAUACAAUACAAUACAAUUUUAUUUGGCACCUUA